ACAACCUGAGACAUCCAAACUGCAUCCCAGCAGACAGGCCAAUUACUGAUCACAGAGAAAGAACUACACUCAAAUCAGAGGUGAUUCUCUCCAGAUAUAUGAAAAAAGAAGAGUCAGUUCAACAGGCAAUACUAGGCAGAGUAUAGCAGCGGUGACAUUAUUGUCUAGCAGCAGUGACAUUAAAAACUUGCCUAUUGCCUUAGAAAACUACAGCCCCCCUUCAAGGAUUUCCUGUUGCUCUGAUGUAGAGAUAACUAGUCUGGAUCCUUUCAACAACAGAUCUCAGUUUAUGUACCACCUUGCACAGCUGCUGGAAUUGAAAUGAUGGUUGAAAAAACAGCCUGAGGAGCAAGUUUCAAAGCUGCAGAUCAUCCAUCCAGUAUGCUUUUGAUGACUUCAGUCUGCUGUGUUUUGUACUGAGAAGAAAGGAUCAUGAGUCCAUAUUCCCUGCAACUAACUUUGAAUGGGGCACUGAUCCUGCAAGUUAUCUUGUCACAAUCUUUGGCUUUUUGGACUGGUGGAGAUCAGGGAUAUUUUGGAGAUGAUGAUAAUAUGCAUGGGUACCAAGUGCAAGAUGGAUAAUCACAGCAGGAGCACCUCCUAGAUUUAUCCAUUUAAUUCCUAUGUCUGCCCUAGAAGAGAUUAGUGGAUUCUUUUCACAUUUGCAGGAUGAGCAUUGUAUUCUCAAGCCUUUUAAGUAAGGUGUAUGUGGAUGAGAGAGCAUUCUAGCAGGGUAUGCCAUUAAGAGUGGCACCCUGCCACCAGGUAGAAAGAUCCAAAUUUUAAAAUGAAUUCUGUUUCAGUCAUAAUUUAUAUUUAUGCAGCAUCUUACAUCUUGGAGUAGCCCACAGCUCUUUCUAAACUUUAUAUAUGCAAGAAAUUAAAAAUAAAAAUCCAUACCCACAAAACAAAAAGUGAACAGAAAGUCUUGAGACCUGGUUCAAUGUGCUGAAGUGGCAGGGGAGAUCAUUUUAGAGUCAAGAACCCCCAAUGAAGACUUUGUCUUCUAUUGUCUCAGGACUGUAAUAAAGGAUGGCCAGCAACUCCAACCCCAAAUUUUGUGGUGACAUAUAAACUCAUAAAUAUUCCCUCAAGCACAGUUCCAUACUAUUAAAGCCUUUAAAUAUGAAUAGUAAGCCCUUGAUUUGAACCUCAUGGAUUUUUGGGAGCCAAUUUUGUUAAUGCAUUGGCACUACCACACUCACAGACAAAAGCCUUUAAGAAGUCAUUCUUCUGUGUUGUUUAAAAGCUACCACCUGUGAAUAGCACAUUUGAGUAGCAAGCAUAGAGACCAGGCAGGAAAGGCUCACAAUGGCAAGGUUCAUUUCAGGGGUGUUUGGGGAGACAAAGGUUACCACUUAUGAAUAGUUUAGAAAUGAAAAAAAAAAACCCAACAUUCUUGGCACUGCUGAAAUAUAUGCUUCCAUGUUCAAUUCACAGUUAAGAAUUACAACUGCAUCAUUGCAACAGUAGAGAAAACCUCAGCUUUAUAUCUUAUCCAAAAGACACCCCUUCUACUGUUCCCUGGCCCCAGACUAUCUCAUUGAGGAACAGUAUCAACUAUGUAAAAGCUGACCCCACGUUCUUCAACACUUGGGUUUCCUUAAGGCAUGUCUACACAGGGACACUUAGAAAAAUGAAUCCAAAAUUAACUAAAGUUGUGAAUUAAUCUUAAUUAAAUUAAACCAAAUUAAGGCCACUGAAUGGUGUAUCUAAACAGGGGUUUAGUGAGGUUAAUUAAUCCACUUUAAAUUCACAUGGUUACUUAAAUUGGAUUAACAGUGUGCCUAUGCAGACAAGCCUUUAGAGGCUUCCCAUCCAAGUACUAACCAGGCUUGCUUUUACUUAGGACAAAGACUUCUAUUAACUUGAGUGGGCUUUGGGUCAGGUCCUUAUAUUGCAAGAUCUGCUGAAAUCAGCAUGAGCUGGUAUUUCAGCAGGUUGUUGUGCUGGAAGCAGAAGUGACUUGUCAGUGGUGUGGUGGUUUAAAAAAAAAAGGAAUGGGUAAACUAAUCUAAACUAAACUCCAUUUUCCCCAAAUGAGCAAUGAGUAAACUCUGUUUACCUGCUUUUACCCACAAGGAUACUAUUGCUUGUCAAACCCACCCACGCACUGCUAUUCUGACCAUCACAGCAAAGAGAUUUCUGUAUGCAAAGAAGUAACAUGAUGGUACCAGAAAUGAAAGGAUGAAAACUCUUCCUAGUCAUCAUUGAGUGGGAGAUGGGUGGAAACAAGGUGAUGAGGAGCCCAGGUUUAAUUGCAGGAGGAAAUGGUGGGGUGGCAAAAUCUAAUUUAACAAAAGACAGAAAACUUAGCUGGCUUUUCUGCUAAUAAAGGAAUAUCUAUCGGACUAAGCAGAAAGCUGGGAACCAGGAACUCUUGAGUUUUAAUGCCACCUGUCUAAUUCACUUGCUGUAUGGGCUUGGCCACCUCUGUGGAAGAAUAGUAGUCAAUCAUUGCUAUUGCCCUGACCGCAGUGGUGUAAAUCAUUAUGGUGGGGGAAUGAGGACCAGCUCAGACAAUGCUGCCAAACCCACCAUUUGCAUGGCUCCCUGGUUUGUGCAUGGAGGUUAUAUUUCAGUGGAUCUUUUGGAGGAAGGAGGGUAUGCUGGUCAUUCUGAGUCUUCGAUUUUUAGACAUCAAAAUAUAGUUGACUGUGGAAGCUCCAGAGUAACACCUUCAAGGUGCAACAGCGCACAGCUUUGAAACUGACAAGUUGAAGCUUUGAUUUGUAUUCUUCUGACAGCCUGGGUCCUUCAGAUGCUCCUUUUAAAGUGCAGGUUCACUGAGGGGAUGUAACCUUAUUUAAAAUGGAAACCUGUGACGGAAGAUAGCAGUUGGAACUAAAGUAUUUGGUGAAUGUUUCUUUUUUAAUGGGUGAACUUUUAAAAACGAUAUGCUGGUUCGGAAGGUACGAGGAGUAAAUUGCAAAGUUUAUUUUCUCUACUCGAUCGAUGGAUUUUUUAAUCAUUCCUUGGAGUCAAUGAAGUUCAGAGAAGGCCUGUGAUGGAAAAAGCAGCGGAUCUGUGUGUUUGUAGUUCCCACAUUUUGGAUUAGUUUGCUGUCUUGCUGAACCGAUUCCGUUUUGACGGGCAGGGCGUGAAUGUGAUGGAUUUAUCUUCAGAAAUGAACAGACAUGGAAGGAAUCCAAUAAGUCACAAGCUAGAAGAUCAGAAGAAGAUUUACACUGACUGGGCUAACCACUACCUAGCAAAAUCUGGCCACAAGCGGCUGAUCAAGGAUUUGCAACAGGACAUUGCAGAUGGAGUUCUGCUAGCAGAAAUCAUCCAGAUCAUUGCCAAUGAAAAGGUUGAAGAUAUCAAUGGCUGUCCCAGGAGCCAAUCUCAAAUGAUUGAGAAUGUUGAUGUCUGCCUUAGCUUUCUGGCAGCCAGAGGAGUAAAUGUUCAAGGUCUUUCUGCUGAAGAAAUAAGGAAUGGAAAUUUGAAAGCCAUUUUAGGACUGUUUUUCAGUUUGUCUCGGUACAAACAGCAGCAGCACCAUCAGCAACAAUACUACCAGUCUUUGGUAGAGUUACAACAGCACGUCUCUCAUUCUUCCCCUCCCGCUGAAAUCAGCCAGUCCAAAACACAGCAAGAUAUGCAGUCCAGUCUGAGAGCCAGAUAUGCAACUCAGUCUAAUCACAGUGGAAUUGCAACCAGUCAAAAAAAGACUUCUAGGCUUCCAGGGCCCUCAAGGGUGCCAGCUGCAGGCAGCAGUACCAAGGUCCAGGGAGCUUCUAAUUUAAAUCGGAGAAGUCAGAGCUUUAACAGCAUUGACAAAAACAAGCCUCCACAAUAUGCAAAUGGCAAUGAAAAAGAUUCACCAAAAGGCCCUCACUCAUCUGCAGGCAUGAAUGGAAAUGUGCAGCAUCCCACCAGCACUGGGCAGCAGCCGGUCUCUGCCAUACCCUCUCCAAGUGCCAGCAAGCCUUGGCGCAGCAAAUCCAUGAAUGUCAAACACAGUGCCACCUCUACCAUGCUCUCCGUGAAGCAGCCUAGUCCCGCCACCUCCCCUACUCCAUCUUCAGACAGGCUCAAACCACCCCUUUCUGAAGGAGCGAAACCCCCUUCAUCUGGACAGAAAUCCAUGCUGGAAAAGUUCAAGCUGGUUAAUGCUAGGACUGCUUUAAGACCCCCCUUGUCAUCAAGUUCAGGACCCAAUGACAGUGGAAGAGAGGAUGACACCUUUUCGGAGUGUGGUGAAAUGGACGGCUUUAGCAGUGGGCUAAAUAGUGGUGGCUCCACCAGUAGCAGUCCUAAAGUGUCGCCUAAGCUAACCCCGCCAAAAGCUGGAAGCAAAAAUCUCAGCAAUAAAAAGUCUUUGCUACAGCCAAAGGACAAAGAGGAAAAGAACAGGGACAAAAAUAAAGUUUGCACUGAGAAAACAGUAAAGGAAGAGAAGGACCAGGUCACCGAAACAUCUACAAAGAAGAGCUCAAAAAUUGCAAGCUUGAUCCCAAAGGGGAGCAAGACUACAGCAGCCAAGAAGGAAAGUUUAAUACCCUCCUCUAGUGGGAUUCCAAAACCUGGAUCAAAGGUACCAACUGCAAAGCAGAGUGCUUCACCCAUGUGUGCAGGAAGUAAAGAGUCUGAAAAAUUCAGGACUACAAAGGGCAACCAGUCUCAAUCGACAACGAAAUCACAAGCUAAUGAGAAAACCUCCACUUCCUGUAGUCUUGCUUCUUCUGAAGGAAAAGAAUCUAGCCCAGCUCUGACCCCUGGUUCUUCUGCAGCUCUUUCUGUUUCAAUGGCUGCAAGCAGUGGACAAGUCACAGGAAAUGGCAUUGUCCAACUUCCUCAACAACAGCAAUAUAGUCACCCAAACACUGCCACAGUAGCUCCUUUCAUUUAUAGAACACACUCAGAAAACGACAGUACCUCUUUACCACCUGUUGACUCCUGCACCAGUCCUACUAAAAUGGAUUUAUCAUACAGUAAGACUGCCAAACAGUGCCUAGAGGAGAUAUCUGGGGAAGAUCCAGAAACGAGAAGAAUGAGAACAGUAAAGAAUAUAGCAGAUCUGCGACAGAAUUUGGAAGAAACUAUGUCCAGCCUUAGAGGGACCCAGAUAAGCCACAGCACAUUGGAGACAACGUUUGACAGCACUGUGACAACUGAAGUGAAUGGGAGAAGUAUACCAAGCUUGACAAGCCGAUCCACGCCAGUGACUUGGAGGCUUGGCCAGGCUAGUCCUCGCCUCCAGGCAGGAGAUGCCCCAUCCUUGGGUAGUGGUUACCCUCGCAGUAGUGCUGGUCGCUUCAUACAUACUGACCCCUCGCGAUUCAUGUAUACCACACCUCUUCGCCGAGCAGCUGUUUCUCGACUCGGGAAUAUGUCACAGAUUGACAUGAAUGAAAAAGGAAGCAGUGAUCUGGACAUGUCCUCAGAAGUUGAUGUUGGAGGUUACAUGAGUGAUGGGGACAUUCUUGGGAAAAGCCUCAGAACAGAUGACAUCAAUAGUGGGUACAUGACAGAUGGAGGACUCAACCUGUAUACAAGAAGUCUGAACCGAAUACCAGACCUAGCUGCCUCCCGAGACGUAAUCCAGAGAGGGGUGCAUGAUGUGACUGUAGAUGCUGACAGGUGGGGAACAGCAAAAGUUCAAAUUCAACAGAGAACAAGCCCCUUUUGGAAUCAACAAAAAGAGACAAGCUGGGAUGACAGCAGCUCAGUUAGUAGUGGCCUCAGUGACACUCUUGAUAACCUCAGCACGGAUGACCUGAACACCACCUCAUCUGUCAGCUCUUAUUCCAAUAUUACUGCUUCUUCAAGAAAAAAUGCUCACACUCAGCUGAAGACUGAUUCAGAGAAACGGUCCGUAACAGACAGUGAAAACUGGGGCAGCACUGAAGAACUGAAGAAGCCAGAGGAGGACUUUGACAGCAAUGUAGACGGCAGUGGGAAAUGGAAGGGCCUUCCCUCGGGGCUGUCUGAAGACUCAGAGAAGGGAGGUCAGAAAGCAUCUCUGUCUGUUUCACAGACUGGAUCCUGGAGGAGAGGCAUGACUGCACAAGUCGGAACGACCUCAUCCAGACACAAAGCUGGGACAAGUGCUCUCAAGACACCUGGAAAAACAGAUGAUGCGAAGGCUUCUGAAAAAGUGAAAACUCCCCUCAAAGGCACCUCUAUACAGCGCUCUCCAUCAGACGCAGGAAAAAGCAGUGGCGAUGAAGGAAAAAAGCCUCCCUCUGGCAUUGGACGAUCAACUGCUACUGGCUCCUUUGGAUUCAAGAAGGCUGGGGUGGGAUCGUCUACUAUAAUCACCACAAGUGGGGCAACCAUAACAAGUGGGUCGGCGACACUGGGGAAGAUGCCCAAAUCCGCAGCCAUUGGUGGCAAGUCAAAUGCAGGGAGGAAAACUAGCUUAGAUGGGUCACAGAAUCAGGACGAUGGUGUAUUACAUGUUAACUCGAAGACCACGCUGCAGUACCGGAGUUUGCCGCGCCCUUCAAAAUCGAGCACCAGCGGUAUUCCCGGAAGAGGUGGACACAGGUCCAGCACCAGCAGCAUCGACUCUAAUGUCAGCAGCAAGUCUGCGGGUGCUGCCACCACCAAACUGAGAGAGCCCACGAAGAUUGGCUCAGGGCGCUCCAGUCCUGUCACCAUCAAUCAGACAGACAAGGAAAAAGAGAAAGUGGCAGUGUCUGAUUCCGAGAGUGUUUCAUUGUCCAGUUCCCCCAAAUCCAGCCCAACCUCCGCCAGUGCCUGUGGGACACCAGGACUCAGGCAGCCAGGAUCCAAAUACCCAGACAUUGCCUCGCCCACAUUCCGAAGGUUGUUUGGUGCCAAGGCUGGUGGCAAAGCUGCCUCCGCACCCAAUACUGAAAGUGUGAAACCCACAUCAGCAAUGCCCAGCCCUAGUACCACAUUAGCACGGCAAGGCAGCCUAGAAUCUCCAUCUUCGGGUACAGGCAGCAUGGGCAGUGCAGGUGGUCUCGUGUGGGCUGCAAACCUGAGCAGCUCCUCAGCUGGCAGUAAGGACACACCAAGUUACCAGUCAAUGACUAGCCUGCACACGAGCUCUGAAUCUAUUGACCUCCCUCUCAGCCAUCAUAGCUCUCUCUCUGGAUUGACAACAGGCACUCAAGAGGUUCAGAGCCUGCUCAUGAGGACUGGAAGUGUCAGAUCUACACUGUCGGAAAGAAUGAGAAAGUCAAUCAGAAGAUAUGGAAGGAUCAUGCAGCUUGACAGAAAUACACUACCCAAAAAGGGACUAAGAUAUACCCCGUCAUCUCGGCAGACGAGCCAGGAAGAGGGCAAAGAGUGGCUGCGCUCCCAUUCCACUGGAGGUCUACAGGACACCGGCAGUCAGUCCCCUAUUGUUUCGCCUUCAGCUAUGUCUUCCUCUGCAACUGGGAAAUAUCACUUUUCCAACUUGGUGAGUCCAACCAACCUGUCCCAGUUUAACCUUCCUGGACCCAGUAUGAUGCGUUCAAACAGCAUCCCUGCACAAGACUCUUCUUUUGACCUGUAUGAUGACUCCCAGCUGUGUGGCAGUGCCACAUCCUUAGAAGAAAGACCACGAGCAAUCAGUCAUUCAGGCUCAUUCAGAGACAGCAUGGAAGAAGUACAUGGGUCCUCAUUAUCAUUGGUCUCCAGCACCUCCUCUCUCUAUUCUACAGCAGAAGAAAAGGCACAUUCGGAGCAAAUUCAUAAACUCCGAAGAGAACUGGUUGCAUCACAGGAAAAAGUUGCCACCCUCACAUCUCAGCUUUCAGCAAAUGCUCAUCUAGUAGCAGCUUUUGAAAAGAGCUUAGGAAAUAUGACUGGCCGACUGCAGAGCCUAACAAUGACAGCUGAACAAAAGGAAUCUGAGCUUAUAGAACUAAGAGAAACCAUUGAAAUGCUGAAAGCCCAGAAUUCUGCUGCACAGGCUGCUAUUCAGGGAGCUUUGAAUGGCCCUGAUCAUGCCCACAAAGAUUUGCGUAUAAGACGACAACAUUCCUCAGAAAGUGUUUCCAGCAUCAACAGUGCCACAAGCCAUUCAAGCAUUGGCAGCGGUAAUGAUGCUGACUCCAAGAAAAAGAAAAAGAAAAACUGGCUAAGAAGCUCAUUCAAACAGGCCUUUGGAAAGAAAAAGUCCACCAAGCCUCCUUCCUCACAUUCCGACAUAGAGGAACUCACCGAUUCAUCUCUUCCAUCAUCACCCAAAUUGCUCCACAACUCGGGGGACUGUGGCACAUUGUUAAUGAAACCAUCACAGUCAGCGUCUGCGAUAUGUGAGUGCACAGAGGCAGAGGCUGAAAUUAUUCUACAGCUAAAGAGUGAGCUGAGGGAAAAAGAGCUAAAGUUAACAGACAUUCGUCUCGAGGCCCUCAGCUCAGCACACCAUCUUGAUCAGAUUCGUGAAGCCAUGAACCGCAUGCAGAAUGAAAUUGAGAUUCUGAAAGCUGAAAAUGAUCGCUUAAAGGCAGAGACCGGAAAUACUGGAAAGCCAGCUCGACCAUCUUCUGAGUCUUCAAGCAGCACAUCCUCCUCUUCAUCACGGCAAUCAUUAGGACUUUCUCUGAACAACUUGAAUAUCACAGACUCUGUUACGUCAGAUAUUUUACUGGAUGAUGUCACAGAUGGAGCCCUCCCCAAAGAAGGCCACAGUGUUAAAAUUAUAGUCACCAUAAGUAAGGGCUAUGGUCGAUCCAAGGAUCAAAAGACGCAGGCAUAUUUGAUAGGAUCCAUUGGGGUUAGUGGGAAAACCAAAUGGGACGUUUUAGAUGGAGUAAUUAGACGUCUCUUUAAGGAAUAUAUCUUCCGAGUGGAUCCAGCUACUAGCCUGGGUUUAAGCUCCGAUUGUAUUGCUAGCUACUGUAUAGGGGAUUUAAUCAGAGCCCAUAGCCUGGAAGUGCCUGAACUGCUGCCUUGUGGAUAUCUGGUUGGAGAUAAUAACAUCAUCACCGUGAACCUGAAAGGAGUGGAAGAAAACAGUUUGGACAGUUUUGUGUUUGAUACACUAAUUCCUAAGCCAAUUACCCAACGGUACUUUAAUUUACUGAUGGAGCAUCACAGAAUCAUCCUGUCAGGACCCAGUGGCACUGGAAAGACCUAUUUAGCCAACAGAUUGGCUGAAUACAUAAUAACUAAAGUGGGCAGGAAAAAAACUGAGGAUGCAAUUGCUACUUUUAAUGUAGAUCACAAAUCAAGCAAGGAUCUGCGUCAAUACCUAGCUAACCUGGCUGAGCAGUGCAGUGCUGACAACAGUGGUGCUGAUCUCCCUGUAGUAAUAAUUCUUGAUAACCUCCACCAUAUUGGUUCUUUGAGUGAUAUCUUCAAUGGUUUCCUCAAUUGUAAAUAUAAUACAUGUCCCUAUAUUAUUGGAACAAUGAACCAAGGGGUUACUUCAUCACCAAAUCUAGAGCUGCAUCACAAUUUCAGGUGGGUGCUAUGUGCUAAUCACACAGAACCAGUAAAAGGUUUCCUGGGCAGGUAUCUCAGAAGGAAACUGAUUGAGACAGAAAUAGAAAGGAACAUGCGCAAUAAUGACCUCAUCAAGAUUAUUGACUGGAUCCCUAAGACAUGGCAUCAUCUCAACAGCUUUUUAGAAACACACAGCUCCUCAGAUGUGACCAUUGGUCCUCGCCUUUUCCUCCCCUGCCCCAUGGAUGUUGAUGGCUCCAGAGUGUGGUUCACAGACCUUUGGAACUAUUCUUUGGUGCCAUAUCUUCUGGAGGCCGUGAGAGAGGGACUUCAGAUGUAUGGUAAAAGAGCGCCAUGGGAGGAUCCCUCAAAGUGGGUAGCAGAUACUUACCCGUGGAGCUCUGCACCUGUGCAGCAUGAAUGGCCAGCAUUACUUCAGUUACGACCAGAAGAUGUUGGGUUUGAGGGUUACACAUCUGCACAAGAAGGAACAACCUCCAAGCACAUUCCACAAAGUGACACCGAAGGGGAUCCCUUGAUGAAUAUGCUAAUGAGGCUCCAAGAAGCAGCCAAUUACUCGAGUGCGCAAAGCUGUGACAGUGAUAGCACCAGCCACCAUGAUGAUAUUUUGGAUUCUUCUCUUGAAUCAACUCUCUAGAGGGGACGAACCUGGGUAGAGGAUUAUAGUAAAAUCUAUUGCCACUAACUACUGCCAGGAUUAAAGCAGCACACCGAGGUCCCUGAACAAGAGCAGUGUGUUGUAGGUAGGCAGGAGGCUUAACUCUGCAAAGUCAGGAAUUAAAAGCGAAGUGGAAAGCUUGAAUUUGUUUAAUUUCAAGGCAUUUCAAUAUCAAUGGAGCCAAGUAAGACUCCAUUAAUCAACUGGAAAGGGCCCUAAAGGGAGGGCAACUAAGCAGAUUGCACAUGUGUUAGCCAAACUGGAACUUUUUUUGUUUUUCCUCUUUCUCUCUCUUUCUCUCUCUCUCUCUCUCUUGCUUUUUAAAAGCUUACAGUACAAACGUUUUGUUUUUUCCUUUCCUUGUCUCUGAGGUGCUGCAUUAGCAGUGCAGUCCUCUGAUCCUCUUCUAACCUCUGUUGUGCCACAUGGUGCUGGUCACAGGACUACAGUAGUGUUUGUCGUGCACUACUGCCCAUUCCAAAAUGAAUCAAAGAUGAUGAUAGGAACUCAAUAAGCACAAACAGUAUUGUGCUAUCACCAGAAAACACUACUGGGAUAUGCUGGAUAAGUGCCAAUUUAAUUCUUAAUUGCCAUGGUCACAGUGACACUCUCCAUGAAGUUUUUAGUGUACAAGUCACCGAUUUUAUAAAGUUGUUUUUACCACAAAGGUCUUUUUUAACCACCUACCCACUCCUUUACAGUUUUAUACCAAUUAUUAAUCAACACUGACUAAAGGCUUUUUAGGGCUUCAUUUGUUUGAGCCUUUUCAGUGGAAGAAGGAACAUUUCCUAUGGUGCUGUUUCACUGCCUUAAAACAGAUUUCUAGAACAGUUUUACAGUUCGUUUAAUUCCUAAACCAUUGGUAAUUUACACUGUUUUGUUUUCAUUUACUACCGAAAUAACGUCAGUUAACACAGUAGCCUCAUAUCUGUAUAUCAUGAUUUUUUAAGAAAUGGAUAGGAGAAAGAACAGUUGCUAUAUAGUAUUUUUAUCUUGUGAAUAGAUUGCUCUGCCUACCCUCAUAAAUAUACAAGAAACCCAGAACCCACUUCCACUAUCACCUAAAAGCUGAGAAAGCUGACCCAGAUCCAUUCAGUCCUGUGGAAUGGAGUUUUUGAAGGAUGUUUCGAAUUCUUAUCCAGCAGAGCUGGAUGCACUUGAUGCAGCAUGAGCACAAAUAUUUGUUUAUUUUUUUUCUUUUUCUAGUUUUAAGCAUGUUGUUUUGAUUGAUAUUGUUGUACAUGAAAAAAAAUAGCAUUAAAGAACACUGAAGCAGUGAUGUCCACUGUGGAAGAGGAAGAGUUUAUACUGUAAAAGUGGGUUGGUUUUGCACAGUCUACUGGGUGGGUAUUGUAAAUAUAAAAAGCCUUGCACAAAUCAAAGCAAACAAACAAGAAAUUGUAUUUUAUCCUGUUGGUGUUGAGAUGUUACACUUACUGAGAUUUCCUCAAUGUUGCAAACAAAUACAGAAUGCAAACCUUAAAAGCUGUUUUUAACCUCGUGUGUUUGUCCUGUAUUUACAGUUGUUAUGACUAUGCAGGAGCUAUCAGUUCUAGAGUGAGCAUGUUUCAAUUUGUAUAUUGAGCCAAUCCAUUUUUGGGGGCAAAAAAUGAAAUUUUAAGUGCAUCUGUCAUGGCAGGCUACAAACAGAUUGCAUUAAAAAAGUGAUCAGAAUAAUUGGAAAUGCUAUCGCCACAAGAGACAACUGGAUAAAAUAAUUUAAAAAAAAGAAUCCAAGGGCUAUGGCAUUGUGUAUAUGUACUGUACACGGAAAUGGAUGUUACCUUCAGGAUGUGUAAUUGGUGCUACUAACUCUUUGUGGCCACCCUGUGGUCAUUUGCUGUAAAACAAAGACAAAGAAACCAGUGCAGUUUUCAAUGGUACUGAGCUGCCUCGGUGAAUCUAGCGGUCCCUACACGGUGCUAUUGCCCUAAGACAAACUCUAAUUGAUUUUCUGCAUGUAGAAUGUAGUCAGACUGAUGUGGAGCCCCAAAACUUAGAUCAGUUUCUAUUGUAAAACAUCAACACUCGUAUCUGACAGCUGACUAAAAACCCAGCUGCUCUUUGUUAUAUGUGUGUUCUGAACAAAUUUGCAAAUCUUUUCCUGCCAUUUUAGACACAAACACACACAAUAUCACCAUAUACAAAACUUCCUGCAAUACAUCUCAGUGAGUCCACCUAGUUUACAACUUAAAAAUUGUUUGUGAAACAUUUGUCUGUAUACAUUUUAUAUUUUGUACAUUUUCGAUGUAACAUAUCAUGUAAAUAGACAGAAACAGUGAAAUAAAUCAUCUGAAAAGUUUUGUAGUCUUUGUAAAGCCCUAAUAAUAAGUAUUUGGUGUCAACGGACUUAACUGGAUGAUGUAUUUUUAUUGGUUUAUUGUUCCUCUAGCUUGUAAACCAGCUUGCAUAUAUUUUUUUGCAGGUGUGCACACUGUAUCUGUCUAAAUUAUUACUUUGACAUUAAAGUGGAAUUAUUUAUUGAAA
Molecule: messenger RNA, 12517 nt
Organism: Mauremys reevesii (Reeves's turtle)
Lineage: Eukaryota; Metazoa; Chordata; Testudines; Geoemydidae
Gene: NAV3
Product: neuron navigator 3
Exons: 50
Coding region: 3110-10009 (2299 amino acids)
Biological process (GO): neurogenesis; nervous system development
Molecular function (GO): ATP hydrolysis activity; protein binding; ATP binding
Source: RefSeq, a predicted model, not a curated record